Molecule: messenger RNA, 5809 nt
Organism: Klebsormidium nitens
Lineage: Eukaryota; Viridiplantae; Streptophyta; Klebsormidiophyceae; Klebsormidiales; Klebsormidiaceae
Source: the annotation of a GenBank genome assembly
GGUAUGAACAGUCUGGCACACCGGGCUGAUCAGCUGCAGCACCGGGACUAGCACACCGACAAACGAAAGGGGAAUCCUCGCCCCUUCCGCAGCGGAUGGCCGGGUUCGAGAAUCGAACACACGACCUUUCGGUCCAACCCCUUUUAGUGUGCUAGGUUAAGCACGACGCUCAACCAACUGAGCUAGCCCGAGGAGGCUACAGCUUCAAGUUCAUGGCUGCCAUUCUCUCCAGCAGAUGGGCGAUUCGCUUGCUAUCCUACCCUACCAACUUGAUGGGACUCUGCUCUUUGAAAUUUCCACCUGUAAACUCACUGCAGAGCAAUGACAAGCGUCUUUAGGUUUCCUGCUUUCAGUUGGUAAUGGUUUGUGCUUCGAGAUGGCGGGGGUCACGGAGCAUCUGGGCCGCACGCAGUGGCCUGGAUGUAGCCGAUCACCAAGAAGUUCUUCGCGUUUGCAAAUGAGCAGUGCGUCUCACCUGCUCGCGCCAAGGGUGACGUCACACCAUGCAUCCUGCCAAUGCACCUUCUUAGGGGAGUCUCUAGUCUGCCCCCAAAACCCUCGCUUUCAACAUCGGGCUAUUGGCUUGCGGGUCGAGGGAGUGAAACAGUCUUCUUCGCCUUCGAGAAAGCUUUCUGCAGCUUCGCUGUGUUCCUGCAUUUGGAAUGGCUCAUGUCAAGGUAGUGCUUCUAGGAGGUGCGUCAGUGCUGCGUCUGUGGCUGAGACUGGGGCGCCCACGGAGACAGAAGCAGCGCAGGAAAGGGCGGAACUGGGCGCGGGCGCAAGGACGCUGCUUCUUUGGCAAGCUCGGGCAAAGCCAGGUUCGUCAAGAAAAGCGCCCCAGCACCGACCUGAUCAGCUCGAAACCUCCCCAGCUUCUGAGCAUCCUCUAGGCUCCGAGCAAACUGUAGCCACCGCUAAAGCAAUCAAAGCCCCCUCAAGAAGAAAACCUGGCGCACUACUGGACUCCAUCAGAACCAAAGUUCUGAACGCUUCGGAAGACGUGGUCGUGAAAGGCGCUCCCGAGAGUAAUCUGAAGGCAAGGAAACCGGUGGCGCCACAUGAGGAUCGACGGUUGGGAAUAGGCGUCGGCGAAUCAGCCUCGCCCAAAAUCCCCGGCCCCAUUCAGAAUGAGGUGCCCGUACUCUGGAGUGAGGAUGGAGCCCGGAAAGGGGGGCGAGCUGUUGGGGGAUCCCCUCGGGGCAGUGUGAAUGGGACUGCAUCGAAGGUGGCGCCACCGGAGGGCGGCGCUGAUGUCAUCAGCUUCAACGGGGCGCUGUGGGCGGUGGCGGCGGCUGCGUCGAAGAUUGCGAACGGGGGGGUGGUUGAGCAGAAGUCCACAGGUGCGGGGGAGGCCUUGCCGGGGGGGGUUUCAGAACGAGGGGCCCUCCGUCUUAACAGAAGGCUCAUUGCCAAUGGGGCGUCCUUUCAUGCGGCAGAUUUGAGAGGGAGCGAGGGGGCGGAAGGACCUUCGGAAGAACAGAGUUCGGCGGUCAUGCACGUAGGGGGAUUGCCGAAGACUGCAGCAGAAAGAGGUGCCGGUCUGAAAGCGAAGAGCAAAAAGGCAGGGCCUGCAAGCGCCAGCGGUCAGGGGACUGCGUUUGAGGACGGCGUGAUGGAAGCAUUGCGCAAGAACAUGAUCGAAGCUCUGCGCGAGAAAAGACCGGCAGGUGCGGGGCCGCCGUCCGCCGGUCCAGGGGGCUCUGUAAGCGAAGCAGGGUCGAGCGGGGCGCUUGGAGAACUAGAGCGGCCAGACGUGUCGGGUACCGAGGAGGAGAGCGGUCGGACGGAUUCGGGGCUGUCGGCCAGCACGUCGGGCCGAGACGCCGCCCCAGCUCGGAGCCGGGCGCGGAAAGCGAAAGUGUCUCUGGCCACCGAAAUUCUGAUAGAGCAGGCCCUGUCAGAGGGGGAGGCGCCGAAGGAAGCACCUGUUCGAAAAACUAGGAAGCGGGUGCAAAAGGUGGUGGUGGUCGAGGGGCCAGCGACGGGGGAAGGGGAGAAGCCGAAGCGGGUUAGGAAACGGGUUAGGGUGCGGUCAGCGGAGGUUGAGGGUGGACCGCCGGAUCUUGGUGGGGCAGAAAACAAGAGCACAGACGCGGAAGAAGAUAGAGAGGGGGUGGAGGUUUCAGAGGGGUCGAAAGGGGAUUCGAGGAGCUUUAGAGCGCGACGUGGGAAGUUGCCAGCCUUGGGGGCUGCGACGUCCCCGGUAGAGACUGUUGGGAGGGAGCGGAUGCAGGCAGGGCAGAUCAGCAGACCGGUUCAAAAGAAGGAAAACAGCGGAAGCACAGUGCCAGCUAUCGUGGGAUCGAUGAUUCUGGGAGCUGCGUCUGGAAACGAGCCAACAGCUGUCCAGAGCCUAGGGGGCUUAGGGCCGAAGCUGGCAACUCAGAGUGUAAAUAAGGGUUCGUCCUCCAAAGAAGGUUCGCGAAAAGGGGGUACGGAACAUACGUUGAGGGGCAGAACUGGGAGCUUAAAGCCAGCCACGAGUCAGGUCCCUCUGGGGCCGAUCCAAGCCCUGCGCGCCUCCGCCCCGAGCAUCAGUUCCAGCGAGUCUGGCACUGUCGUCAAGGGUCCAAAGGUCGCCACGAACCGGGCGGGAAGCGGGCCAGUUUCGCUUGACGUCGAAGAGGGGUUCCGGGGGCCAAAGGUCGCCACAAACCGGGUAGUGGGCGGAUCGCUGGAUGGAAUGGAAGCAGAGGAAAGCGUCGCUGAGGGGCCGAAGUUGGCGACCAUGAAAGUGCCGUUGGGUCCGAUUGCAGCGCUGCGUGCAGCGGCCAGCCAGCCAGCCAACGACCUCGCGCCAGCUGUCAGGAUCGCGGACGAGGUUCUCGAGGUGGGGCCAAUUCAAGUGCUUCGGUCUUCUGGGAGGCAUGCCGUUUCGGCAGUCACAAAGAGGAGCGCCCCGCUGGAUUACCUGUCAGAUCUCGAAGAGGAGGAAGAAGAAUUCGAGAUUGGAGAGGGGGAACUCGACGAUGGGCCGAUUCGGGGUCUGAGAUCCUCUGGUGGGCGUGCUGGGGUUGGGUCCUCUUAUGGGGCGGCUGCGCUGGACUACCUCUCUGACCUUGAAGAGGAGGACGGGGAAGGCAUCGAGGAGGAGACGGCCGAGACUCCGGUGGGGGGCUCCGUUGCCUCAGGGGUCCAGGGUGCGCAAAACCCCCUGAAGAACAGUUAUUACAGCGACCAUCUGAUGGAGUCGCAUUCGAAGACGAAGUUCGUGUGGGGGAGGCAAAAUGCACACGCCAAGGAGGGGACGUUUCUCGAGCAGUUGGACUACAGCAUCGAGCCCCCCGAAGCUGAAAAAGUUGCAGAAGAAAUGCCGAUCGGGGGGCAGCGGAAGCGAAGAAGGGGGAUGCGAUCAGAGUCUCCCAGCAGAUCUGGGGAGUCCGUAAAUAGAGGGACGGGAGAAAGUUCACAGGGAGAGCAGAAGCCGACAGGUGGCGCAAAGCCCAGUAGCGAAUUCCUGCUGAUGUACGCGACGUGGCGGGACUUGAGCGAGGGCCGGCUUGACCCUGCGGGUUACGAGGUGGUUAGCGAGAAAACCGGGGCGGUUAUCGGGGUGGUCAGUGCGCUGGAACCACUCACGCCGGCGGCCGAGAAAGAGAUGGAGGAGACGGGGCUGCAGCUGCACACGGGCCUGCUGCGCAUGACAGCUGUCGCGGGGUUUGUCGAUGAGUACGAGAGCGAACGGAGAACACCGGCAGGCUCGGCCGGAGUUCCUUCGGGGAUUGAACAGAGGGGUUUUGUCGAGAGCGAAGCGGAAAGUGCGUCCGCUCUGUUUGGAGGGAGCGAGGGCAAGGGGGCCGGAGACGCUAAAGACGACGAGGAACUAGAGCGGGAAGAAUUGCUAAAUGCACUCCGUGAGUUUGACGGCGAGGAGGGGGUUCAGAGUGAGGGGGAUGAGAGUGAUAGCGAUUGGGAGGAACUUGAAGAUGACACAGACAGUCUAGCUAGUCUUGACGAGCUGAAGGCGGCCCUGGGGGGGUCCGACAGCGAGGAAGAAGACGAGGGAGGCGCAGGCGCUGCGCAGCGGGAGUAUGCGAUUCCCGUCAUCGGCGAGUACAUUGCUGACGUCAGCGUGAAGGAGCGGCGGAUACGUGUGACGCUUCCUGGUUCGCUGGACAGGAUCAGCCGGCGGCCGGCGAUUCUGAGGGGCCUGGGUAUGGCGCUGUACAAGUAUUGCUCCGGCAAGAACCAGAGUGUAAAGACGCUCGCAGAGGUGAAAGAGAAAGCGAGGGGGGGCCGGGCGGGCGACGGCCGCGAGCAGAAGCGGAGCCUGGCGCGGCAGAACUCGACUGUGCAUCCGCAGAUCACAUACAUACCCACGGAGAAAGAGUUGCUGACUGACGGGCGAGAGGACAUCCUAGAGGAUAUCGAACUCGUGGGCGGUUUCGCAGCGGCCACAAACGCGCUCGGGCUCUCCCGUCAGAAGCGACCGAUCGGGUUCUGGGAAAACAAGCUCCACCUAGACGCGGAGAUUGAGCUGUUCAACUACUCACGAUGGACGAAGCGCACCAACUCGGAGACUGGGGAAGUCUACUGGGUCAAUCUGCUGAACGACAUGGUGGCUCGGGAGAAGCCCCCGCCCCCGGACAGCCUCACCCCGCCUCUCCCGGUCAGCUACCGGGAGGAGGACGUCGACACGGCGUGCAUGCCCAAGCGGAAAGACGUGCAAGAAGCGGGGAGGUGGGACCUGCACCACGCGAUUGUCUCACAUGGGGGGUACACGGCAGUCGGACGCGAGCUAGGGCGGCAGACCCCCCCUCGCCUCCCAGAGGGCGCUCCGCGUCUCCGUGAACAGUCGUCCAAAUACGCCUUCCCCGAGAUGCUGGUCAGCGCGAUCCGCAAAGUGAUGAAGGAGAAGAACCUGACCAAGCUGCCCAGCAUCCGAGACUUCAAGGAAAUGGGUCGCAACGACAUUGUGUUAGGGUUCCGGCGCCACGGCGGGGUCCUCGCGGUCGCCGAGAUGAUGAACGUGGAGCCGAAGGUCGAGCUGAAGCCGGGCCCGUGGACGCUCGAGUCGGCCGCCGCCGCGCUCAGUGAAUACGUCAACGAGAAGGCGGCGCGCACGGGGCAGCCGCGGUCGAUGCCCACGCUCAAGGAGCUACAGCAGGCGGGACGGAGCAAUUUGCGGUAUGUGAUCCAGCACUUCGGGCAGAAGGUCAUGGCGGAACAGCUGGGGCUGCCGCCGAACCUGAGCUCGCACGAGAAGAAGCGCCUACGCGCGGCGCAGACGGCCGCCGAGGGGCGCGCGGGCCAGAGCGUCGCAGAGCUGCGCGCGGAGGCGGAGCUGCGCGCGAUCCGCAGCCCGUGGACGCUCAAGUUGGCCGCGGCCGCGCUGAAGGAGUACGUCGACGAGAAGGCGGCGCGCACGGGGCAGCCGCGCGCGAUGCCGACGCUCAAGGAGCUGCUGCAGGCCGGGCAGGGCGACCUGCGGUAUGUUAUUCUGCACUUUGGGCAUAAGGUUAUGGCGGAGCAGCUGGGGCUGCCCCCGAACGUGAGUACGCACGAGAAGAACCGCAUGCGCGCGGCGCAGGUGGCGGCAGAGAUCCGCGCAGGACAGAGCGUGGCGGAGCUGCGCGCGUUGUGGAGUAAGAGACAGAAGGUGGCACAGCUGGCGCGGUUGGGAAAGCGAGGGGACGGGGGGAAGGUCGGGAAAUAGAUGUGUAGGCUGCAGUAUGCUGGAAUGGAAAAUGUCGCUUUUCGGCAGCUAGAGCAAGGCUUACUCGAAUGUGACAAUUGACCUCGUCAAAUACUGACCCACUGAUUGAUCUGGCAACUGCAAAACGUGUGGGAAUGUGCGUCGUUACACCAG